Acinonyx jubatus (cheetah) is the source of this 6606-nucleotide messenger RNA. Its product is annotated as zinc finger protein 420-like. The coding region runs from base 377 to 2308 and encodes 643 amino acids. The transcript is spliced from 5 exons. The record is from RefSeq and is a predicted model, not a curated record. Gene Ontology annotation, biological process: regulation of DNA-templated transcription. Lineage: Eukaryota; Metazoa; Chordata; Mammalia; Carnivora; Felidae.
UAGCCGGAAGCAACCGGGAUUGCGAUUGCGAGUGACCCCGGUGGGAAACUGGGACUGUCAGGUUGCGUGGUUCGUCGGUAGUGAGCGGAGGAGCAGCAGGUUGUCGUUAGGAGCCCGGGGAGGAUUACUCGGGUUGUCCGCUCUCUGGGGUCUGUCGUGUUCUGGACUACACUUUCCAGAGGCCUCCGGGUGUAACGUCACUUCCUUCUAAGGUGGUCAGCUCCGUAGUGCUGGAGCGAGUGGAACAGCGCGGCGACCGAGGCCAUUGGUUUCUUCCGGGACUGGGGGAUGUGAGCCUGACGCUGGGGAAGCUGAAGGACUGCACUUCUCCAUGAGAAGAAGCCAGAGGAGGACUCAUAAAUUGAAAUUCUAAGCCAUGCCUUGUAGGUUGGUGUUGUUCAAGGAUGUGGCCAUAGACUUCUCUCAGGAGGAGUGGGAAUGCCUGGACUUGGAACAGAAGGAUUUGUACAGAGAUGUGAUGUUGGAAAACUAUAACAAUCUGGUCUCACUGGCAGGAUUUUCCAUUUCUAAGACAGAUGUACUUUCCUUAUUGAAACAAGGGAAAGAGCCCUGGAAGGUUGUACAGGAUGUGACAAGAAGUCAGAGUUCAGCCUGGGAAUCCAGAUGUGAGACCAAAAAGCUGUUCUCAACAAAAGGAAUUUAUGAAAUAGAAUCAUCUCAGUGGGAGAUCAUAGAACAGCUUACAAGACUUAAGUGUGAUUGUAAAAGUCUUCAAGAUGAUAGGGAAUGCAAAGACCAGUUUGAAAACCAAUUGGGAAAUAAAGAGGGAUUUUUCAAGCAACUACUAAUCACUUGUAAAGGAAUCCCCAAUUUUAGCCAGACUGUAUCCCUUAUGUUAAAACAAAGAAUUAAUUUUCCUGAGAAAUCCUAUGAAUGUGAAGCAUGCAGAAAAUACUUUAUCCAUGGCUUUCAACUGACUGAACAUCAGAAAGAUCAUUCUGAUGAAAAAUUCUAUGAAUGUAAAGAAUGUGGACAGGCCUUUAUUCGGGGUUCAGAACUUACUUACCAUCAGCGAGUUCAUGUUGUUAAGAAACCCUAUGAAUGUAAGGAAUGUGGAAAAGCCUUUAUUUGUGCCUCACAGCUUACUUAUCAUCAAAGAAUUCAUACUGGGGAGAAACCUUAUAAAUGUAAAGAGUGUGGGAAGGCCUUUAUUCGUGGCUCUCACCUUACCCAGCAUCAAAGAAUUCAUACUGGUGAACGACCCUAUGAAUGUAAUGAAUGUGGGAAGGCCUUUUUUCGUGGCUCUCAACUUACUUACCACCAGAGAGUUCAUACUGCAGAGAAACCCUAUCAAUGUAAAGAAUGUGGAAAGGCCUUUAUUCGUGGCUCCCAACUUACUGAACAUCAGAGAAUUCAUACGGGUGAGAAACCCUACGAAUGUAAGAAAUGUGGGAAAGCCUUUAGUUAUGGAUCACAGCUUACCCUGCAUCACAGACUUCAUACUGGUGAAAAGCCCUAUAAAUGUAAAGACUGUGAAAUGUCCUUUAUUCGUGGCUCACAACUUACCGAACAUCAGAGGAUUCAUACAGGUAAGAGACCACAUGAAUGUAAGCAGUGUGGGAAGGCUUUUAACUAUGGCUCACAGCUUAUUCGACACCAGAGGAUUCACACUGGAGAGAAACCCUAUGAAUGUCAAGAAUGUGGGAAGUCAUUUAUUCGUGGCUCACAACUUACUGAACAUCAAAAAAUUCACACUGGUGAAAAACCUUUUGAAUGUAACGAAUGUGGGAAAGCCUUUAUUCGUGGCUCACAUCUUACUCAGCAUCAGAGGAUUCAUACUGGUGAAAAACCCUAUGAAUGUAAAGAGUGUGGGAAGGCCUUUAUUUAUAGCUCACAACUGACUCAGCAUCAGAGAAUUCAUACAGGUGAGAAUCCCUAUGAAUGUAAGCAGUGUGGGAAGAUCUUUAUUUGUGCCUCACAACUUACUCUACAUCAGAUUUCUCAUUCUGGUAAGAAGCCAUAUGAAUGUAAAGAAUGUGGUAAGGCUUUUAUUCGUGGCUCACAGCUGACUUACCAUCAGAGAGUUCAUACUGGUGAGAAGCCCUAUGAGUGUAAUGAAUGUGGGAAAGCCUUUAUUCGUGGUUCACAUCUUACUCAGCACCAGAGAAUUCAUACUGGUGAGAAACCAUACAAAUGUAAUGAAUGUGGGAAGGCCUUUAAUCGUGGCUCACAACUUACUCAACAUCAGAGAAUUCAUUCUGGUGAGAAGCCUUAUAAAUGUAACGAAUGUGGUAAGGACUUCAGACGUCAUUCACACCUCACUCAACAUCAUAAACUUCAUAAUUGAGAAAAACUUUAUGAAAAUAUAAAUUUAUUAAAUCCUUUGAUUGCUCAUUGAUACUCAGCUUUGGAAUAUCAGAAAAUUCAGAUUAUGAAAGUGGGAAUCCUUUUUUACUUUCAUCCAUAGGUAACUCUAUCAGAAAAUUCAAACAGAGAGAGGCUAGUGUAAUAUAAUGGAGAAUCAGUUUCCAUCAUUUUUCAAUGAAAAUUAGACAUUGGUUAGACAUUGGUGAAUUUAUACAAGAGCACAACCAUAAAAUGUAGGGUUUUCUUGUUUGGCAUCAUUCUCUUGUUCAGCAUGAUCUGAACUCCACCAUUUACUACACAUGUAUUCCUUUGGAAAAAGCUAGUUAACCCCUGUUUGCUUUAGUUUUUUCACUUAUAAAACAUUAAAAUCACUCUCAUUAUAACGAUUUAAAGAUGCAAAUACAUAAAGAGCCUUAAAGCAAUGUGUAAUACAUAGUUUAUAUUAAAUAAAUAUUAGUUAUUACUGUAAUUGUGUUUUUCAGUAUUUUAAAAUUGUUUCCUUCUGGGCUCAAGAAUCAUCUUAUUUUUUUUUAAUUGAAGUAUAGUUGACAUACAAUGUUAUUUUAGUUUCAGGUAUAUAUCAUAGUGAUUUGACAAUUCUGUACUUUACUCAAUACUGACCAAAAUAAGUGUCAUUACCAUCUGUCACAAUACCACAUUAUUGCAGUAUUAUUGACUAUACUCCAUAUGCUGUACUUUUCAUCCCUAUGAUUUGUUUAUUUAAUUAAUUUAUUGAUAGAUUGAUUUUAUAACUGGAAGUUUGUACCUCUUAAUCCCCUUCACGUAUUUCAUCCAUCUUCCAAGCCCCCUCCCCUCUGGCAACCACCAGUUCUCUGUAUUUAUGAUUAUAUUUCUAUUUUUGUGUUUUAGAUCCCAGAUUAAGUGAAAUCAGAUGGUAUUUGUCUUUCUCUGACUUAUUUCACUCAGCAUAAUGUCCUUUAAGUCUAUCCAUAUUGUUGCAAAUGGCAAGAUCUCAUUUUUUUAUAGCUGAGUAAUAUUACAUUGUAUAUACAUACUACAUCUUCUUUAUUUAUUCACCUGUUGAUGGAUAUUUAGGUUGCUUCCAUAUCUUAGCUAUUGUAAAUAAUGCAAUAAACAUUGGGGUGCAUAUAUCUUUUCAAAUUAGUGUUUUCAUUUCCUUUGGGUAAAUACUGAAGUAGUGGAAUUACUAGAUAGUAUGGUAUUUCUAUUUUUAAUUUUUUGAGGAAACUUCAUGUUUUCCACAGUGGUUGCAUCAAUUUACAUUCCCACCAACAGUGCAGGGGGGUUUCCUUUUUUCAGUAUUUUAAUUGUGUACUAUUAUAGAAUUCAAAUGAGAGGAAGACUUUUCAAAUACAGUACAUAAGGUAAAUCUUUUAUCAUUCUUACUAAUCAUCAGAUAAAUGAUUUUGGAGCAGAACAUCCUCAUAUAAUUAAUGUGAGGUUGUACCUCAUUCUGAACAUUAAAAUUCUUACUAGAAGGAAACCUUAAGGAAAAAAAUAAGUUUUUAGGUGUUACAAAUGAAGCUAUUUAUGAACAUUUGUGUAUAGAUUUUUAUGUGAAUGUAAAUUUCCAUUUCUCUGGUAUAAAUGCCUAAGAGUACAAUUUCUUGGUCUUACACUAAAGUCACGUUUUCUCAUACAAGAAAUGGACAAAGUAUUUUCUAAAAUUGCUUUACCAUUUUACAUUUACACCAGGAGCAUAUGAGUAACCCAGUGUUUCAGCAUUUGGUGUUGUCAUCACUUUUUGUUUUAGCCCUCAUGUUAGGUAUGGUGAUGUCUCUUUGUGGUCUUAAUAUGAAUUUCCCUAAUGGCUAAUGAUGGUGAACACCUUUUCAUGUGCUUGUCAUCUGUAUAUCUGUUUUGGUGAAAUGCCUGUUUGUGUCUUUUAGUCAUUUUUGAAUUGUUUUAUUUUUCACUCCUAGGUUUUGAAAGAGUAUUUUCUGUAUUCUAGAUGAUAGUAGUCCUUUGUUAUGUGGUUUGCAAAUAUUUUUCCAGGUGCGUAGCUUAUCUUUUUUUCCUUUUUUUUUUUUAAGGGUUUUUGUUUGUUUAUUUGUUUUGAGAGAGACAGAGUGUGUGUGUGUGUGCAAGCAGGGGAGGAACAGAGAGAGAGGAGACACAGAAUCCUAAGCAGGCUCAGCACUAUCAGUGCAGAGCCCCACGUGGGGCUUGAUCCUGCAAACCAUGAGAUCAUGACCUGAGCCAAUGUCGAGAGUCAGACACUUAACCGACUGAGCCACUCAGGCACCGCUUUAAGAGGGUCUUUUGAAGAGCAAAAGUUGUCAAUUUUGAUAAGGUCUGCUUUACCAGUUUUUCCUUUUAUGGAUCUUGCUUUGCUGUCAAAUCUAAGGAUUCUUUGUCUAGCCCAGAUCCUGAAGACUUUUUUCCUAUGUUUUUGCAUAAAUUUUUCAUGAUUUUGUGUUUUACACAUAAGUCUGUGAUACAUUUUGAGUUAACUUUUCAUGUAUAUUGUAUGCUUUAGCUUGGUGUUCUUUCUUAAUUUGUUUUGGCUUAUGGAUGUCCAUUUACUUUAGCACCAUUUGCUGAAAAGUCUGUGUUUCCUCCAUUAAAUUGCCUUUGUACCUCUGUCAAAAAUCUAUUGAAUGUAUUUGUGUAUAUCUUACCUCUGGGUUUUCUCUUCUAUUCCAUUGAUCUAUGUAUCUAUCCCUCUGCCAAUAUUACACUGCCUUGAUUAUUGUCAUUUUAUAGGAUGUGUUUUCUUUUUUAUUUUAGAGAGUGUAUGAGCAGGGUGGGGAGCAGAUGGAGAGAGAGUGAAUCUUAAGCAGGCUCCGUGCUCAGUGUGGAGCCCAACACGGGGCUUGAUCCUAUGACCUGGGAUCAUGAACUGAGCCGAAAUCAAGAGUCAGAAGCUUAACCAGCUGAGCCACCCAGGUGCCUCUAUAGGAUGUCUCAUGAAAAAUAUUUUUAUAAUGAUGUAAAAGUAAUAUAGCAUGUGCUACCUUAAAACGAUUUGUCUUGAAUCCUUUUACUAAGGACCAUAUCUCUGUGUUAAGUUAAUUCCACAGAUAAUAUGUUAGCCUAAAAUUUCCUGUAGUAAUUUCAAGUAAUGCUAGAACUCAGAUGAUAUUAGAAAGAAAGACUGUAUGAUCAAACAAGCCUGUAAAUCAUGGCAUAUUUCACAUCACUUUUUUUAAUAUAAUUUAUUGUCAGAUUGACUUAUAUACAACACCCAAUGCUCAUCCCAACAAGUGCCCUCCUCAAUGCCUAUCACCCAUUUUCCCUCUGCCCCCACCCCUGUCCAUCCUCAGUUUGUUCCCUGUAUUUAAGAGUCUCUUGUAGUUUGCCUCCCUCCCUCUCUGUUUGUAACUUUUUUUUUUCUCCUUCCCUUCCCCCAUGGUCUUCUGUUAAGUUUCUCAAGGUCUUUUUGAAACAAUAAGUUCAUUUUAUUUCAUCAGGGCUGUAAUAAAUAUUGUAGUAAAGCAGCUUUUUAAAACUUCAACUCAUCAUGUGCCAAACUUACUUGACCAUAAAUCCCUUCUUAUAAUGCCUAUUAAUAUCUUUUGCAUGUGAACUAUUUUUGUAAACACUGCUCUAGCUGAAAGAAAUAAUCUCAGGGGUGGAAAUUCUAAAACAUUAUAGCUUGAGGCCCACUAAGUUUAUGAGAGAGCAAGUUGCUUUCUCUGUAAACCAGUCACAUUCUUCUUCUACAUAUGGGACCCUUGUCCUUUUAAAAAAGGGAAAUCCCUCUAUGUAAUGAUCUUCCUUCACAGUCCUUUCUUACUCUUCCCUAUACCCCACUUCUUAGUUCAACUUAAUGAGAUAUUGAAAACAAAAAACAAGAAAACAGGUUUGUGGGAUUUUAGAAGCAUGGUAAUAAAAUAAAUGGCUUUAUCACUGAUAUAUCUAGUCCAUAAAUCAAGCUUUCAGAAUUAGAGGUUGUUUUUUUUAAGGUAAAUGGUAUAACAAAUAGAAGAAUAAAGAUGGUCAAGUGGACCAUGGUGCCAUUACUUUGUUCUCUACUUCUAAUGGUUUUUUACUUAUUCUCAAAAGAAAUGUUAGAAAUUAAACUUAUAUUUUUAUGUAGUUUUUCUUAUCAUAUUGGACUGAAUUGCCUUCUGAAAUUACAUAACGCAAUGACCUCCAAAAUGAGAAAUUAUAGCAAAUAUACAUAAAGGAAAAAGAAAAUAUGGCUUCCUAAACUAACAUGUUAGAAGCUUCAUUAAUACUUUUCUGUAGCUUUCUGUAUGCUGAAAUGUACAUGUUUAUACAUGGUUCUUUUUUUCAUGGUUGUUUGUGGAUAUUUAUAUAUUUAAAAAGGAUCACUAUAUGGACAUCAAA